AUGGUUUCUGCAUCCAAGGCUGCCCGUCAGGCCAAACGUGCCGCCGACGGUGGUGACAAAAAAGUCUCCAAACUCGCCGCUAAAAAGGCCGCCAAGGCCAAGGCUGAGGGAGAUGAGACUCCCGAAUUGCAAGAUGGUGAUGGAGAUGCUAUCCCAACCGGCGAUGAGCCUGCCACCACUGCCGAUAAGAUGAAGGAAGUCGACAAGUUGACGGCACAAAUGGACAAGCACGGUCUCUCUGACCGAGUCACGACUGGUGUGUUGGCCUCGAUGGCUUCUUCCCGAGACGUGAAGAUUACUUCGGCUUCAUUGGUGUUUCACGGUAAGGUUCUGUUUAAUGACAGUACUCUCGAACUCAACUAUGCCCGACGUUAUGGUUUGUUGGGUGAGAACGGUUGUGGUAAAUCUACACUUUUGAAGGCUAUCGACAAGCGCGAGUUUCCCAUUCCCGACCAUAUUGAUAUUUACCUCUUGAACGAGGGUGCACCACCUAGCGAUCUCGGUGCCUUGGAAUGGGUUGUGAAGGAAGCCGAGAAUGAGAUGGAGCGUAUGGAGAAAUUGGCUGAAGAUAUUCUUGAGAAGAACGGUCCUGAAGAUCCUGUUCUGGAAGAUUUAUACGAGCGCAUGGAAAAUAUGGACCCAUCGACUUUCCACACCCGUGCCUCCUUGAUCUUGACCGGUCUAGGAUUCAACAGCAUCACUAUUCACAAGAAAACAAAAGACAUGUCUGGUGGCUGGAGAAUGCGAGUUGCUUUGGCUAAGGCUCUUUUCGUCAAGCCUUCUUUGUUGUUGCUCGACGACCCUACCGCUCAUUUGGAUCUUGAAGCCUGUGUGUGGUUGGAAGAAUACCUCAAAAAAUGGGAACGCACACUUGUCUUGGUUUCUCACUCUAUGGAUUUCUUGAACGGUGUCUGCACAAACAUGAUCGAUAUGCGUAUGAAGCAGCUCCUGUACUACGGUGGUAACUACGAUUCCUACCACAAGACCAGGAGUGAGCAGGAAACCAACCAGAUGAAGGCAUACAACAAACAGCAAGAAGAAAUUGCUCACAUCAAGAAAUUCAUUGCUUCUGCUGGUACAUAUGCCAACUUGGUGCGUCAAGCAAAGUCCCGUCAAAAGAUUUUGGAUAAGAUGGAGGCCGAUGGAUUCAUUCAGCCCGUCAUUCCCGACAGAGUAUUUUCUUUCCGUUUCGCCGAUGUUGAGAAGCUCCCUCCUCCCGUCCUGUCCUUUGAUGACGUGACUUUCUCCUACUCUGGAAAACCCGAAGACACCCUGUACGAAAAUUUGGAUCUCGGUGUGGACAUGGACUCCCGGACGGCCCUCGUCGGACCCAACGGUGUUGGUAAAUCCACGCUCCUCCGCCUAAUGACCGGCAAACUGAGCCCCAACAGUGGCCGGGUCACUCGCCACACUCACUUGAAAUUGGGUCUUUACAGCCAACAUUCCGCCGAACAACUUGACCUCACCAAAUCCGCCCUCGAGUUUGUACGCGAUAAAUUCAGCGAAACGAGCCAGGAUUACCAAUACUGGCGUCAGCAACUCGGUCGCUACGGAUUGAGCGGUGAAUCCCAAACCGCGUUGAUGGGUACAUUGUCCGAGGGACAAAAGAGUCGUAUUGUCUUUGCUUUACUCGCUAUCGAGGCGCCAAAUAUGCUUCUACUGGACGAACCUACGAACGGUCUUGAUAUUCCUACCAUUGACAGUCUUGCGGAUGCUAUUAAUGCGUUUAAUGGUGGUGUUGUGGUUGUUUCUCACGAUUUUCGACUCCUCGAUAAAAUCGCAAAAGACAUCUUGGUCUGCGAACACAAGACUGUCCGUCGAUGGGAUGGCUCUAUCGGAGAAUACAAAAACUACCUUCGCAAGAAGAUGGUUGCGGCCGGCGCUGUCUAAUCCACUCUCUUUGGUAUAUAGUAUUUCUCUUUCAAAUCCCGCUUUGUGGGCUUGUCAUGCGAUAAAAAAGAAUUGAGACGAGUUUACUUUUUUUUUUCUUGCAUUGAGUGUUAUGUUUGUGUGUGUUUUUUUAUCUGCCCCUUUCAUGAUAGAUAGAAAGUUGGUUUUUGAUGAGAUGAAUAUUAUUGUUAUUAGAUGAAGGGGUUCAAAUUUAACACAAGAUUAAGAUUUA
Molecule: messenger RNA, 2122 nt
Organism: Talaromyces stipitatus ATCC 10500
Lineage: Eukaryota; Fungi; Ascomycota; Eurotiomycetes; Eurotiales; Trichocomaceae
Product: ribosome biogenesis ABC transporter Arb1, putative
Exons: 3
Coding region: 1-1890 (629 amino acids)
Molecular function (GO): ATP hydrolysis activity; ATP binding
Source: RefSeq, a predicted model, not a curated record